CUUUUGAGGAGCUCUCUACUGUAUAAAAGAAGAUAAAGAGAUAAGACAAGGGCUAGCCCUGGCUGCCGGAAUAGGCCAGCGCCCCUCUUUCCAGUCUAGUUGCCGGGCCGAGCUGCCCCUCUUGGAUCGACGUCAGCCAGCCUCACAACACUAUCUCCGUUCAGUAGAUACGUAUCGUAGAUCAGCCAUUGCUUCGUUUCAAUCUCAAUUGCAUCCUCGUACCCAAACAAUUCUAACAUUGUUCACACCAGUUGACCGACAAUAUGUCCAAGAACGCGCAAUCCAAGAUCAUCUCCAGAGGUCCAUUGGACCCCUCAGAAGCCAAAUGGGCCCGACUGGUCAAAACCACCUACUCCGACCCCAACGGCGUCGAGCGCACCUGGGAAUCCUCCGAAAGAACGACUCGCCCGGAGACCUGUGAGAUUGAUGGCGUUGGGAUCGUGACCAUCCUCAACAAGGAGACCGGUCCAGAGCUGCUCCUGCAGAAGCAAUACCGGCCCCCGAUCGACAAAGUCGUCAUCGAGGUUCCAGCCGGAUUGAUCGAUGCAGGUGAGACGGUGGAGGAGUGCGCCGUCCGGGAACUCAAGGAGGAGACGGGGUAUGUGGGUGUGGCGGAGCAAACGAGCAGUGUCAUGUUCAAUGAUCCCGGGUUUUGCAAUACUAACCUGAACAUGGUCCAUGUCCGGGUGGAUAUGUCCUUGCCUGAGAAUCAGAACCCCAAGCCGGAGCUGGAGGAUAAUGAGUUCAUCGAGUGCUUCACGGUGCCCUUGUCGACGCUCUUUGAGGAGCUGAAGAGGCUCGAGCGCGAGGGUUAUGCUAUUGAUGCCCGGGUGGGCACGAUAGCGGAGGGGAUCGAGCUUGCGAAGAGGUUCAAGCUUUGAGGUAGUUGUUGUAAAGAAAAAGGCUUCGGAUUACGGAUGGUCUACGCCUGAAGUUACGAAGCCCUCGAGGGCGCGUCAACGAGAUGACGGUUCCCCCGUUUUAGCACGGAGAGAGAUGGCAUCUGCUGCCGUGGUUCUAGACUUCUAGAGUUUCCCCUCCUCUUUGAGUCCCCUGUACAGCGCCCAUGCGGCAAGGGUCUUCCCAUCGCGCACACCUUCCUUCCAUAGAUCCUUUAAUGGCACCACUUUCAGCGUGAUCUUCUCUCCGUGCUGCCGUAAUCCGGUCAGCCUACCCUGCAGACUCUCGAUCUCCUUGCGCGGCAUGCGCUUCUGGCACAGAAACAAAGGGAUGAACUCGUCACUGCCGCCCGCC
Messenger RNA from Aspergillus fijiensis CBS 313.89, 1254 nucleotides. RefSeq names its product MutT/nudix family protein. Gene Ontology annotation, cellular component: cytosol; nucleus. The record is from RefSeq and is a predicted model, not a curated record. NCBI's taxonomy places the organism in Eukaryota, Fungi, Ascomycota, Eurotiomycetes, Eurotiales, Aspergillaceae. The coding region runs from base 264 to 881 and encodes 205 amino acids. Gene Ontology annotation, molecular function: ADP-ribose diphosphatase activity. Gene Ontology annotation, biological process: nucleoside phosphate metabolic process; ribose phosphate metabolic process. The transcript has 4 exons.